Molecule: messenger RNA, 1686 nt
Organism: Coniosporium apollinis CBS 100218
Lineage: Eukaryota; Fungi; Ascomycota; Dothideomycetes
Exons: 2
Coding region: 1-1686 (561 amino acids)
Biological process (GO): Golgi to plasma membrane protein transport
Cellular component (GO): trans-Golgi network
Source: RefSeq, a predicted model, not a curated record
AUGUCCUCGGACAGCGCUGCUGCUGCGACCUGUGAACCGGUACAGGUUACCCCAAAUCGUUCCGUAGGGCUCUUUGCGCUGGGAGCAUCCGUCCAGAGCGUUUUGUCGUACCUAAAGUCUGAGCCGGCUACCUAUUCGACCAUCGAUGUAUCGUAUUCCCAUGACGCCCCCAUAGCAAGUCCCAUCCUUAUCAGCCUUCCACGGAACGGUCUGCGGUUACGCUUCGACGGCCAAGACCAACGCUUGCGCUUGAUCGAAGUGCUGGACUUCACCAAGACAAGGCUGGGCUACAAGAAUGAUGAAAUAUUUAGGCACGCCGGUGGAGCGGAAGGUCGGCCAGGCACCGCAUCCUCCACGGGGCCGCUCUUUCGACACGUUUACAACCUGAUGGGUCCCACAUUCGCCGGAGAGUACAUGCCACCAACGUCCGACGGAGAAGGUGCCAGAGGCACGUACAUCCUCUCAUACCCGGGAAUGGCUUUCAGCUUCCCGCUGCUAGCGUCGGCUUGGUCGCCGACAGUGGAUUUUGUCUCGCUGCUAUACUCGUCCGCAACUUCCCCGGCGACAAACAUGGUUGUCUUCAACGGCGAGUCCUGGCAGGAAGCCCGACAGAGUCUCUUUACCCGCAGUCCGCCAAACCCCAGAUCGCUGUGGCUUGCUGGCAAGGGCAGUGAUAGUGGUGCUCCUGAUGAGAUAGAGGCAGCGAAGAUCUACGGGGAAGGACGGAUAGAGCUUGUCAGGAGAUCAAGCCCGUCUUUCUGGAUUAUCCUUAGCGAGACCACUCCACAGGACUUGGUUGCCGAGCUGGGUCCGCCAGACGCGAUCUACAGGAAGAGCGACCGGCGCCUUUCCAUCCAUCGAACACCUACACCGAAUGGUGUUUCGGGUCUCGCAGACGGUAUUGGCAAUGCGGCACGUGACAACAUGCAGGCCGACGACUCUGAGUCAAACCACUCCUCUGCGCUUCAUACGGAUUCUGAGCACGAAGCGCUGUCUGAUGGUGACGAGGAUCAAUUCGAUGACUCCGAUGGGGACACCGACCUCUCCACGCCAGAAGAUAGCGAAGUCACAGGUCGCCAGCACGAGAACAGGGAGUGUUUCUACAACUACUUCCACCACGGUUUCGACCUACUCAUCUCAAAACCUACCCACCCGAGUCCACCAUCACCAACUGCCGAUCGCCGAGCAUCGCCCGAAGAGCGCUCGAGCAGCCCUUCCAACGGCGAUCCAUGUCUGCCCAGCAACCAUCUUACUGCCACUAAGAUCAGCUUCCAUGGCAACGUGCCAGGCUCUUACUCCUUCAACCGCCACCGCCGCAGCCGGUGGACGCUUGAACACGUCCCGACAGAGCAUUAUCGCGAGCCUCUGAACUCAGAAAUGUCAUUCACAGACAUCUCUGGCCGGCUCAAGGAAGUCUACCGCGGCGCCUACGCUAGCAAGGAGGAAGAGAGGCUCCACCAAAGGGGCAUGGUAAUCAAACCCGGCUUGGGGGACAGUCCAGGAAGCAGCUGCGAGUUGCUUGGCGGUUGGGAAGACAGCACCGUUGUUGCAGGUGCGAGAAAUCCGAGCACUGAUGCCACGGCAGUGAGCGGUGAGAGUGGGCUGACGACGGAGUUAUUUGGGUUUCCCGGGAUGGUGUUCGAGGUCAUGAAGAAUGGCGCUGUGAGCUGCUUGACUGUUUACUAG